Molecule: messenger RNA, 735 nt
Organism: Penicillium longicatenatum
Lineage: Eukaryota; Fungi; Ascomycota; Eurotiomycetes; Eurotiales; Aspergillaceae
Gene: mde1
Product: methylthioribulose 1-phosphate dehydratase MDE1
Exons: 3
Coding region: 1-735 (244 amino acids)
Cellular component (GO): cytoplasm
Molecular function (GO): metal ion binding; methylthioribulose 1-phosphate dehydratase activity
Source: RefSeq, a predicted model, not a curated record
AUGUGCGCCGAUGACCAUAAGGCCGUUGAGGCCGUCAACAACGACUACCUGGUGCAGUCAGAUGAUCCUGAGCACCCGGCGAAUCUCAUUCCAGAGCUUUGCCGCCGUUUCUACAAUUGGGGUUGGGUUACUGGCACUGGCGGUGGCACGUCCAUCCGUCAUGGCGACCACAUCUUCAUAGCUCCCUCGGGUGUUCAGAAGGAGCUGAUGAAGUCUGAGAACAUUUUCGUGGUUCAAUGGCCUACCAAAAAGUACCCCGCUGAAGAACGCAACUAUAUCCGCAAGCCCCUCAACCUGAACCCCUCUGCCUGCACUCCGCUGUUCUUGACAGCCUUUGAGCACGGCGCAGGGUGCUGCAUCCACACUCACUCGCAAUGGGCCGUCCUUGUGACCCUGUUGGUGGAGCGCGAGAAGGGUCCCGAUGCGUGUUUCGAGAUUAACAACAUUGAGCAAAUCAAGGGUAUUCCCCGUGGCAAGGGCAAGGGCAUGCUUGGAUUCUUUGAUACUCUGAGUAUCCCCAUCAUAGAGAACACCGCUUUUGAGGAGGACCUGACCAGCGGCCUGGAAGCUGCGAUGAACAAGUACCCCGACACCUACGCCGUGCUCGUGCGCAGACAUGGAAUCUAUGUCUGGGGUGACAAUGUCGCCAAAGCAAAGACCCAGUGCGAGUCUCUUGACUACCUGUUCCAACUGGCUGUCGAGAUGCACAAGUUGGGCCUGCCCUGGAUCAAAUAG